AUGUAUUGCUAUCAUAAUGAUUCUAAGCCUAAAGCACCAAAGAGAAAAAAUGGAGGCCAGGAAAAAAAAGUCAUCCAUCCAUAUAGUAGAAAAGCAGCUCAAAUUACAAGAGAGGCUCACAAACAAACAAAAAGGGAAAAAUUGAAGAAUGAAAAAGCUGUGCGUCUCAGCAUUACUGGUGAAAAACUGCAGUGGUUUAAAAAUCAUCUUGAUGACAAAAAAGCAGAAUAUUCAAAAAAGGAUGCUUGUGAAUUAAUUGAAAGUUAUAUAAAUCGAUUCAGCAGUGAGUUGGAGCAGAUUGAGUUACAUAACAGCAUCAAAGACAGACAGGGAAGGCGACACUAUUCUCGAGAGACGGUUAUCAAGCAGACGAUGGAGCGUGAGCGACAGCAAUAUGAAGGAUAUGGUCUUGAGAUUCCAGACAUAGUAGAUGCUGGUAAUCUGAGAACUUUUAGGGAAUGGGAUUUUAAUCUGAAGAAGUUGCCAAACAUUAAAAUGAGAAAAAUCUGUGCUAAGGAUGCAAUUCCUAAGAAAUGCAAGAAAAAAAAUGGUACAACUGUAGACAAAGUCUUAGAAGAAUUGGAACAAAAAGAUGAAUCCAGUGACUCAGAUGAGGAAAUGACUCCAGUAACCUAA
This is a messenger RNA of Chrysochloris asiatica (Cape golden mole), 636 nucleotides long. RefSeq names its product translation machinery associated 16 homolog (S. cerevisiae) (gene TMA16). The coding region runs from base 1 to 636 and encodes 211 amino acids. Gene Ontology annotation, cellular component: nucleus. The record is from RefSeq and is a predicted model, not a curated record. NCBI's taxonomy places the organism in Eukaryota, Metazoa, Chordata, Mammalia, Afrosoricida, Chrysochloridae. The transcript has 7 exons.